CCGAAAUUGUUUACAUAAUUACCUAUUCCAGACGAGAAACAAAAGCUACAAGCCGAGCGAUAUGGCGGCUAUUUCGGGAGAAGAACCCGUUUUCAAACGCAGGCGGGUAGCCCAGGCAUGCCAGACAUGUCGCAAGAUGAAGGCCAAGUGCGAUGGUCGGAAGCCUGAGUGCAGUCGCUGUGUGGGUUACGGCUUCACUUGUCUGUAUGCUAAGACCAGGUCCAGGCGUCACGAAGUAAAUGAAGAUGACGGCUGUGAUGGACCAAGGUCCAAUGCCAUUGAUGAGCUUCGAGAUGCCAUCAAUGGUUACGACGACUUGGCUCAUCGACUCUCAUCUAAAAAGAAGCAGGACAAGUUUGACCCAAAAGAAUUACACAAUCAAGUCAAAGACAGAGUCAAGAAAGCCCUCGAUCGAGUCGCUGACACUCGAGCCGCUGACAUCGCUUCGCCUUCUGACCAGGAUCGAGCAUCCCAGUUGACAUCGUCACAAAAUCAACAUCGAUACUUGGGAGAAGUCAGUGACGUUCACUUCUUCAAUCUGGUCAAGGGAUUUCUACAAACCAAAGAUCUGUCUAAUCCAGAGCAAGACUUUGACAGCUACGAACAAGAUGGGGAAGUCUGGACGACUAAUAAUGAAAGCAAUGGACCUACCCUGCUCCCUGGAUUCGCCCAAACGAGAGACCUCGUCAAGGUAUACUUUUCUACUAUCCAUAUUGCGUAUCCAUUCAUUCCACAGUCUACCUUCAUGGAGAGUCUAGCAGGGCAAGGCGGAAUUCCGAAAAACGCGACUGAUCUCGCCAUUUUAUAUGUCAUCUGUGCCAUUGGAUCAUAUUAUACGUCGUUUCCUGGACGAGACUCGGAUUCACGAACUCGUCACGAGCGCUACUUUCACCAUGCCAUGGGCUUGACUGCAGCAACGAGCCGUCAUCACUCUAUCCACCAAGUUUCACUACUACUCGUACAAUGCUUCUAUUUACUAGCUGUAUCCAGGACUGAUAGUUGUUGGACUACGCUCGGACAAGCAGUCCGUAUAGCUCAAAGCAUAGGGCUGCAUGUUGAGCUUCCGAAUUCCAAGUCUAGAAGUGCCACCGAGAUAGAACGCAGACGAAGGACAUGGUACUCGAUCUAUGUCCUUGAUCGAUUGCUAUCUCUUCAGUUAGGUCGACCACCAGCAAUUCAUGAUGAGGAUUGUAGCGUGGCACUACCGUCUCGGCGUGCUGACGAUGAGAUUGACUGGACUUCCAACACUAUUGAUACCGCAACAGAAGGCCCGUCAGCAGGUGAUUACUUCAUUUCGGUUAUUGGGUUUUCCCGCAUCGUGGGCUGCGUACUGCGCGAUAUCUAUGGCCCAGCCCAUUCGAGACCUACCCCAGAAAUGAUAUUGAGUACACAGACACUCGAUCACAGGCUUAUCGAAUGGAAACUGAGCCUGCCUCGAAAGCUACGCUUCGAUUUGGGACACUCAUUCGACCAGAACAAUACCUUUAGACGUCAGAGAAAUAUGCUUGCAAUCAAAUUCCAUCAUCUGCGAGCCCUCAUCCACCGUCCCUAUUUGUGUUACCCUCUUUUACGACAACGGGAUGACUCGCCUAUGAGCAUGUCACAGCUAGACUGGCCACUGAUUGCCGUCUUCGAGAAGAUCUGUAUCGAUGAAGCCCAAGGGACUGCUCGUCUUCUCCAUCACGUUUCCGAUGAACAGGAAUUAGUUCACGAGUUUCCCUGGUGGCAGAUGAUAUCUUGUCUGAUCUGUGCUGGGUCCAUAUUGCUUGUGUCGAGCAUCUUUGCCCAACAGCCUGAUGAUCAUAGUGGAUUUGACAGCGAAGGUCUGCGUGAUGAUGCGGAAACAUGCCUGAAGAUAUUUGAGGCGCUUAGCAGCAACUCGAAGAGUGCAAGGAUAGCGAGAAACAUGAUUCAAGGUCUAAAGCAAUCUGGCUCAGAAUGGCGAAAACAGGCCGGGAGAGAGGCUGACACGGUCCUAUUCCAACAAGCCUUGAGGCAAUGCGAUAAUUCCAUGCCGCUUCAACAUGCUUCUUCUUCUGGAGGCCCAUUGGCACAAGAGAUGCUAGGUCUGGAGGGCCAGAACGUUGAGUUCUUAUCAGAGGCCAUAUCAACUCCACAGAGUUGGCCAGCCGAGAUUAUAGAUUCCAUGGCUUGGUCUUCGCAGUUCUUGGACACGAUUCAAGGAGAUGGAAGCUGGACUUGAAUGCGAAAGAGCAUGACUUGCGGUUCCCGUCAAUGUCUUCGUAAGGUCUUCUUCAAAACUAAGGAAAUAGUCUCUGGCCGAAAGCUUGCAAUAUAGGGGUUUGAACUAGUGUCGUCUUUAAAGACACCAUGUCAAAUAAAUCUACCAGUCCUAAAUAGUAUGUCCUAUUUGUCUCAGAGAAUGACCAAGAGGUCAUCU
Fusarium oxysporum Fo47 is the source of this 2401-nucleotide messenger RNA. Its product is annotated as transcription factor domain-containing protein. The coding region runs from base 62 to 2203 and encodes 713 amino acids. The transcript has 6 exons. NCBI's taxonomy places the organism in Eukaryota, Fungi, Ascomycota, Sordariomycetes, Hypocreales, Nectriaceae. Gene Ontology annotation, molecular function: zinc ion binding; RNA polymerase II cis-regulatory region sequence-specific DNA binding; DNA-binding transcription factor activity, RNA polymerase II-specific. The record is from RefSeq and is a predicted model, not a curated record. Gene Ontology annotation, biological process: DNA-templated transcription; positive regulation of transcription from RNA polymerase II promoter by galactose. Gene Ontology annotation, cellular component: nucleus.